Molecule: messenger RNA, 1622 nt
Organism: Mya arenaria
Lineage: Eukaryota; Metazoa; Mollusca; Bivalvia; Myida; Myidae
Exons: 2
Coding region: 180-809 (209 amino acids)
Biological process (GO): cell adhesion
Molecular function (GO): carbohydrate binding
Source: RefSeq, a predicted model, not a curated record
AUUUACAAACGUCAGUUUUAACGUAUCUGUUUAUCUAGCAAACAGGAUUUCUUUGAAAAUAUUUUGUAGCAAAAUAGGUGUAUAUAUUGAGUGGUUUUAUGCAUUUAAGCCAAUACAUCGUUGUGUCUCUUUUUCGUCCUUAAUAUUAAUUACGAAUUUAGAACUGCAGGAUUGCGAAGAUGCGUUACUUAAAAUUAAUUUUAUGUGCGAUAUGCGUGCAUGUUAGUUUGUGUGUACCAGCACCGGACAUUACUGACUCUACAUACCAAGUUUUGUCAUCAAAGAUUGACACCAUCAAUUUAGAAUUGGCUCUAUUAAGGAACGAACAAGUUCAAACUAAGCAAGAGCUUAUUGAGGCAAAAACGGAGAUUAGAAGAAUUCAAGAAAAUCAGACAGACAGAUACGUGAUUCUACUGAGAGAGGAUGUGACCCUUCUGAAAUCAAAGUUGGUCAACGUCAACGCCGCACUAGAACAACGAAUGACGAGUUUGAAAGAAACUGUCUCAGGAAUCAACACUUCACUAGAGGAAAAAUGCCAGUCUGGGGAGUUUGGACCUCACCACAUUAACCCACGUCCGUCUUACCCUGUGACCUUGACCAUCAACUUUCAGCCAGCCUUCAAGAGCAAGCCGGCUAUCGUUUAUGGACUGAAGGUCUUGGACUCUGCCCAUAAUGCAAAUGUCCGUGUUAGCGGGUCAAUUACGGAGAUGACCAAUGCGUAUUUUAAAUUUACGAUCUCGGAAUGGGCCAAUACUGUUAUGUAUGGCGCCAAAUUUUCGUGGAUGGCAUGUCCGAAAACAAACACAUAACUUGAUGAUUGUGAUGUACACUCAUCCAUUUAUUAUGCCUUUUAACAACGUUUGUAAUACAUGUACUCAAUUAUGGAAUCAUUCUAAAUAAUACUGGUUUUUCUUAUAACAGACAUUUUAUUUGAAUUAUUUGAUGCCUCCCUUAUGCUUGUUUAAAGCGUGUGAAUUUUUAUAAUCUAAUGUUUUUUUUUUAAAGGUUGCAGCUUAUGAAUAUGUGUUUACAUUCAAACUAAGUGAUAUGACGAAAACCAGCAUUCAGUGUAUCUGACAUCAACAUAAGGUAUAUAAGCGAGAAAAGCUUACAGAAAUGUUGUGAUUGAUAAUGAAAUACAGGUCGAUAUAGCUCAAAUUUUUAUUUGGGUUGUAUUAUCACAUACUUUGUGACCAGGAAAAUCUUGGUAAAAUACCAUAUUAAUAAACAUUUCUCUUUCAAAAUGAUGCAAAUUCUUUAUAAAAAUAACAAUAAAAAUCGCUUGAUGUUUUAUCUACUGUAGUAUUGGACUUUAAGGCAUUAAGGCACAUGCUUACCUUAACCUAAGUUUAGAUUAUAUGUAAAACUGAACGAAUUGGUGUCGGAUGACUGAUAUUGUUUACAAGUCCCACUUGUAUUUAUAGAAAUAUUUCAUAUGAGACGCCAACUAUUUGUCUUUUAAACGUGUAACUGUAACAUUUUGAUUCUACAAACAUAUUCAAAACUGUAGUGGAGGCAAUGAUGCUAUUCCUAACUUACAUAAUGUUUCCGAUGUGAAAUUUCACAAGAUUGCUCAUUUGAAUUGUACACUACCUUUAUUCUAAAUAAAAUACUCAACAUAU